GGAUGGUCCUGGUCACACAGUAUUAAAGAGACCUAUCAUUAGGAGGACGAAAAAGAGCGUCCGAGACAUCGCCGCAAUUACAAAUGAACCAGACUUGGUAGCAUAGGGCAUUGAUUACUGGUGCCCAACCGGACCCUCCUCCCCUCUUCCCCUUUCCUCCCCCCACCUGAGGCAGCCUCCUGUGGCGGCGGCCGGGACCUCGCGUCCCUGCAUCGUGGCCGGGGCUGCAUUUUUCAUGAACCCGGGGUGAACAGGUGCGAAGUGCGGUGGGAGCAUCCGGCCAGCGGCCGGGCGCAGCGGCCAUGGAGAGCGAGCGAGACAUGUACCGCCAGUUCCAGGACUGGUGCCUCAGGACUUACGGGGACUCAGGCAAGACCAAGACGGUGACCCGUAAAAAAUACGAGCGGAUCGUCCAGCUCCUCAACGGCUCCGAGUCGAGCUCCACGGACAACGCCAAAUUUAAAUUCUGGGUCAAAUCGAAGGGCUUCCAGCUGGGCCAGCCGGACGAGGUCCGCGGGGGAGGUGGCGGCGCCAAGCAAGUGCUCUACGUGCCUGUCAAGACCACGGAUGGCGUAGGGGUAGAUGAGAAGCUGUCUUUACGGCGGGUAGCUGUGGUGGAAGAUUUCUUUGACAUUAUCUAUUCGAUGCAUGUAGAAACAGGGCCAAAUGGAGAGCAAAUUCGGAAACACGCUGGACAGAAGAGAACUUACAAAGCAAUUUCAGAGAGCUACGCCUUCCUACCACGAGAAGCGGUGACACGAUUUCUAAUGAGCUGCUCAGAGUGCCAGAAAAGAAUGCAUUUAAACCCCGAUGGAACAGAUCAUAAAGAUAAUGGAAAACCUCCCACUUUGGUGACCAGCAUGAUUGACUACAACAUGCCGAUUACCAUGGCCUACAUGAAGCACAUGAAACUGCAGCUGCUGAACUCACAGCAGGACGAGGAUGAAAGUUCAAUAGAAAGUGAUGAAUUUGACAUGAGCGAUUCAACACGGAUGUCAGCCGUGAACUCUGAUCUCAGCUCCAACCUGGAGGAAAGAAUGCAGAGUCCUCAGACUCUUCAUGGCCAGCAAGAUGGUACCCUGGGCACUCUCAUUUUCCAAAGCUUUAGGUGCUGUUUUUCCUUGGGACUCACAUACAGAGUCUUUGGGUCAAACGCUGUGGUACCAGGCUGGAACCUGGAGAGAAGAAUUAUCGCCCUGGGCCUGUGGACCUGUGGGGCUGUACCCACAGAUCUAAACUCCACACCUUCUGGGUAGCGGCUACUCAGGAUGGAGCAGACUACACUGGAUGAUUCUGCUGCAGAGAGUUUUAAUGGCAAUGAAACUUUGGGGCACAGCUCAAUUGCUUCAGGGGGAACACACAGCAGGGAGAUGGGAGACUCCAACAGUGAUGGCAAAACUGGGCUGGAGCAGGAUGAACAGCCACUGAACCUGAGUGACAGUCCCCUCUCUGCACAGUUGACUUCAGAAUACAGAAUAGAGGACCACAGCAGUAAUGGAAAAAACAAAUAUAAGAAUCUUCUAAUUUCUGACCUCAAGAUGGAACGAGAGGCGAGAGAAAAUGGAAGCAAGUCUCCUGCACACAGUUACUCAAGCUAUGACUCUGGCAAAAAUGAGAGCGUAGACCGAGGCGCAGAGGAUCUGUCGUUAAACAGGGCAGAUGAGGAUGAAGAUGACCACGAUGACCAUGACGAUUCCGAGAAAGUGAACGAGACAGACGGCGUGGAAGCCGAGCGGCUGAAAGCUUUUAAUAUGUUUGUCAGGCUGUUUGUAGAUGAAAACUUGGACCGAAUGGUCCCAAUCUCUAAGCAGCCCAAAGAAAAGAUCCAGGCUAUCAUUGACUCAUGCAGGCGACAAUUCCCUGAGUAUCAAGAGCGUGCCAGAAAACGUAUACGUACUUACCUCAAGUCCUGCAGGCGGAUGAAAAGAAGUGGUUUUGAGAUGUCUCGACCUAUUCCUUCUCACCUUACUUCAGCAGUUGCAGAGAGUAUCUUGGCUUCCGCCUGUGAGAGUGAGAGUAGAAAUGCCGCCAAGAGGAUGCGUCUGGAGAGGCAACAGGACGAGUCUGCUCCAGCUGACAAACAGUGUAAGCCGGAGGCGGCUCAGGCCACUUACUCAACAUCAGCUGUGCCCGGCUCACAGGAGGUGCUGUACAUCAACGGAAACGGGACCUACAGUUACCAUAGCUACAGAGGGCUGGGAGGGGGCCUGCUGAAUCUGAAUGACGCUUCCAGUAGUGGACCUACUGAUCUCAGCAUGAAGAGGCAGUUGGCGACUAGCUCAGGAUCCUCCAGCAGUUCAAACUCCAGACCCCAACUGAGUCCAACUGAAAUCAAUGCUGUGAGACAGCUUGUUGCAGGAUACCGGGAAUCAGCUGCAUUUUUAUUGCGUUCUGCAGAUGAACUGGAAAAUCUCAUUUUACAACAGAACUGAGUCAAAUGAUGACCGUACUCACUGAGGUCUAAAUUUGCAGUUUCCACUAAUGACAUUUUGGUUUCCCAGCAGAGAUACUUCUGGUCUUAUUGCACAGUCUUUUAAGAGAAAUACUUCCAUUCUGCCACCUUGUCCUUGAUCCGUAAAGUGAUGUGUUAAGCCGCUUCAAGGGAACUCUGCCCUCUGAAGUACCUGAGAUACUCUAAUGUGUCCAGCCUCUUGCUUUUUUGUCUUACUGUGCCAGCAUAAAUAUCAGGGGCAAAAUAAAGGCUGUAUAUUCUUAAUUCAAGAAUAAAACAGAAGAAUCUUGUGGUAUGAAAAAAUAGUUCAAGAUCCAACUAAUAUAUUAGUGGAAUUUGCUACUGACUCAUUGGACUGAAAGCUGAAGUAUCUGGCAAAAAAAAAAAAAAAAAGCCAAAUUUCUUGUUGCUACAGGAUAUUAACAACACUGAAAAGGAUCUUGUAUUUUAAAAAAAAUGUAAUUUUUAUAAAAAGAAAACUCGUUUUUCAUUCAAAAUUGUCAUUUUUACUUUGGUAACUUUUUCAUAGGUCCUAAAAGAAAACUGUUUUGAAAAUCUACUGUAAGUACCUUUUCCACAUCCCUUUGCCUUCUCUUCUUUCCAAAUUCUUUCUACAAAAAUAACACUUGAUGCUGGAAAAACCCUUGCCUACGUUCUUUAAAUCGUCAUAUCAGGAACUCCUUCCAAGAGAAGCCUGCAUUUCUGCACUCACGCUGAUCUCAAAAAAAUCCAUUCACUAUUGCAGCUUUACCAUAGCAGUUCUCAUCACAGAAUUUUUUAAUAUCUAAGAAAGACAUAUCAUUGGGGGAAAAAAAAUCACACUUUGAUUUCUUAGAGCUGCUCUCUCCUGAAUGCCACUGCUGUCUACGGGCACCCCUCUAGCAGCAACGGGAUAUACAGGACUGAAUGUUAAGAGGUUGCAAGUGACAAUCUGAAAAUUUGCACUCUUGUGUGUAGUUAUCUUUUCAUUUCUGUCUUUCAGAAAUAGUUUCAGAAAAGACCAUUGCAUCUCCUGAUAUGAUUUGUAUAAUGUUCAGUUCUACCUAAAAAUAAUGUCAAGAACUCUCAGCAGAUGCAGUUGCAACUUACAAUGAACUGUUCCCUCCCAUUCCUCAUCCUUUGCCCUUUGUUCUUAUUUUAUAGUGUUGGAUACACAUGAGUGGUGUUUUCUUUGUGCACCGAGGCAAGUCUAUUUUUAAAAUAUUUAGGGAGAAGUACUUUAGUUCAUACGCCUUGUACGAUUUUUUUCUUCUGUUAUUUAGCUUUUACCAAUCCUUUGUGCAUUCCUGAAUUUGCCUUAUCUUAUGUAAAAUUUAUGUCUUCAGUUUUUGACAAUGAGUUUAAGGCAUCAGUGAUAUUUCUUAUGUACUUGUUACAUAUAGUUUUUCAAGUAAUGACUGUGAUUGUGACCAAGUAAUGUGCACUUUUUCUUGUAACUGUGGACAUUGCUAUGCUUUUUUCUUCUAGUGUUUCUAGAAUUACUGUUCCUUACAGUUAUGUAAACAAAAAACAAACAAAAAAAAGAACUUUUGUGAUACUGUUGGUGAAUAUAAUGUGAAAAUCUUAUUGAAAUAUGAGUAUUUUGGAAAUACAUAGAUGCACAAACAUCUUUAAUGGUGUUGAUUUAGAGUUUGCUUAUUUAAAUGAAAAUUCAAAAAUUGAGGGCCGGUAUAAUUUUCUCUGCUUUGUUUGGUUUAAUAAACAGAAUUCUGUGUUAA
Molecule: messenger RNA, 4170 nt
Organism: Otolemur garnettii (small-eared galago)
Lineage: Eukaryota; Metazoa; Chordata; Mammalia; Primates; Galagidae
Gene: NOL4
Product: nucleolar protein 4
Exons: 12
Coding region: 1269-2432 (387 amino acids)
Source: RefSeq, a predicted model, not a curated record